AUGCAAAGAUUUAUUGAUGAUCUUUUAGUGAAGAGAGAAACAUGUCCUAUAGAUAAUGAAUACGAUGGAGAAAAAAUGGGAGCUAGAAUCUCGGCCGUUUUUGUUAUUCUUGUGAGUUCAGCAUUUGGCUCAUUUUUUCCAAUCUUAUCGUCGAAGUAUUCAUUUAUCCGUAUGCCACCAUGGUGUUUUUUUAUCGCCAAGUACUUUGGAUCAGGUGUCAUUGUGGCCACGGGCUUUAUCCACUUGUUGGAGCCUGCCAGUGAUUCUUUAGGAGAAGAAUGUCUCGGUGGAACGUUUGUGGAAUACCCAUGGGCAUUUGGUAUUGCGUUGAUGUCGUUGUUUGCUAUGUUUUUUAUUGAGUUGAUUUCGUUCCAUUACAUUGACUUGAAGAUUGAAAAAGAAUCUGCAGAGGGCCACUCACAUUCACAUUUCGGCUCCUCAGAUAUUUAUCUUAAGAAAGACGAAUCAGACGAUGAUGACAGACUGGAAACCAAACCUACCCCACAAAUUAAUCCAUACCCUCAACACUUUCAGCAUGCUGCCGAACACCAAGACCCAGAAGUUCUUGGGACUCCAGUUGAAGAUGUGAACAAAGAACAUUAUUAUGGCCAGUUAGUAUCCGUUUUCGUAUUAGAAUUUGGUAUUCUUUUCCAUUCUGCAUUUGUUGGGUUAUCCUUGGCUGUCGCAGGUGAGGAGUUUGUCUCAUUAUAUAUUGUGUUGGUUUUCCACCAAAUGUUCGAAGGUUUAGGUUUAGGUUCAAGAAUUGCCACGAUCGAAUGGCCAAAGAGAAGAAGAUGGACCCCAUGGAUCUUGGCUCUCUGUUACACCUUAUCCACCCCAAUUGCCAUCGCUAUUGGGCUUGGUGUAAGAACUUCAUAUCCACCUGGAUCUAGAAAAGCAUUGAUUACUAACGGUGUCUGUGAUGCCAUUGCUGCUGGUAUUUUAUUCUACAGUGGUAUCGUUGAAUUGAUGGCACACGAAUUCUUAUAUUCCAAUCAAUUCAAAGGUCCUAAGGGCUUCAGAAACAUUAUGGCCGCAUUUGUGGUCAUGUGUCUUGGUGCUGGUUUAAUGGCAUUGUUAGGAAAAUGGGCUUAA
Messenger RNA from Debaryomyces hansenii CBS767, 1095 nucleotides. It is a transcript of the gene ZRT2, whose product is annotated as low-affinity Zn(2+) transporter. The record is from RefSeq and is a predicted model, not a curated record. Gene Ontology annotation, biological process: zinc ion import across plasma membrane. Gene Ontology annotation, molecular function: low-affinity zinc ion transmembrane transporter activity. NCBI's taxonomy places the organism in Eukaryota, Fungi, Ascomycota, Pichiomycetes, Serinales, Debaryomycetaceae. The coding region runs from base 1 to 1095 and encodes 364 amino acids. Gene Ontology annotation, cellular component: plasma membrane. The transcript has a single exon.